GGGGGGUUUGUCGGGAAGACCCUGCUACGGGUUUUUUGAAAAUUCUUCCAUCAUGUAUCUGACUAACGGACCUGCGGGCGGAAACGGUAACGGGUACGGUGGUGGAAACUAUAAUGGAGGAAUGGGAAACCUUACCCCUCAAGGGGGCCAAGGAGGAGCUGGCGGUGCUUUGCCAGGCACAUCGAAUAGCGGCUGCUACAAUUGCGGCAAGCUCAGGCACUACGCCCGCGAUUGCUGGACGAGCCGAGGGCAUUUUAACCAGCAGAACCAGAAUACGAUCGACCCCGAACUCGAGGAAAUUAAAGAGCAUCAUAGGCAAUUACGGAGGGAGAGGCAGGAACUGGAAGAGAAGCGGAAAGCAGAGGAGGAGAAGAAGGCAAGAGAAGAAGAUGAGCUACGACAGAACCAAGACUUCGCUAGGAAGAUGGAAGAGCUCAAACUGCAACUGCUGAUGGACCUAAACGAAGAAUGGAAGAAAAAGAAUCAAGAGGCAGAGCUGGCUUUGAAGAAUGCAACCGUGAAGACUAGACGACUCUUUGCGGAGAAGAAGACCAAGCUUUCGCUGAGGAUGAAGAUCGACAAGGCCAUUCGGUGCAAGGCAGGGGUCGGUGUGAGGAAGAGGAUUAACGUGAAACUGCGCUUCGACUCAUGCAUUAAGAAGAGCAGCAUACGCAAGAUGGCAGAGGACGUGAUUGAGGCAAGGGUGACCGAUAGAGCGGUGGCUAAGUUCCUGAGAACCAGGAUCCGCAUAAUUUGGACGAGAAAUAGGACGGUAGGUGAGGUGUUGCACAACCAGAAGAGAUUUGCAUCCGAUAAUGUGCAGGUUUGCAGAUGUCGGGACCUCAAUCUGCCAAGAUGCGAUGGGCACGUGGUGACCAGACUAUCGGAACUACCGCACGCACCAAGCUUCGUGAAAAACUCGAAGAACAUUACGAGACCGGCGGCUAGAAGAGCAGAACCUCAUGCCCUGAUGAGGGCCGUUCAGGAGGCUACUAGAUUCCUGGGCGGCACUACUCCGGUGUUAACUGUACCGGAGGAUGCAUACGACGGUAGGCGCCAUCAGUCAACCGCUUGGACGACAGAUGAAGUGAAGACGUGGGCUUCGCAGUUUGAGGAUCUGGUGAUGACACCGAUUGACCGGAAUCAAGGAGAUACGACUUUAAUCUGCCCGGUCAUUUAUAGACAUGCUUUCGGAAAGGUAUUUCUUUGGAAUACCAACUACGAGGCAGUUGGAACGGGGGAAGAUGAGCCGGCGAACAUGGCGAAAAGCAAGAAAGACUUUAUCGACAUUGGGCUUCGGAAGCUCGGACCAUGGAGACCGGGUGGCAGAAUGGGAACGGCUUACGUUAUUCCGAAGCAUAAGGAUCUGGGGAGAUGGCGGCCUAUCGCGCCAUCUCCUUCGGAUCCCGCAGCGGUAGCACAAAGAAGAGUGGCCCGAGCGCUGCACUACCUGCUGAUAAGAUUGUCGGCAUGAGAUACCUUCUUUCUCAACUCGGUGGCAGAGCUGCGUGAUCGUAUGUUAGCGACUACCCAGAGGUUGAGCACACUGGGCUGCAAUCGAGUAGUGGGCAGAUGCUAUGAUAUUAAACAAAUGUUCUCACGGAUC
Molecule: messenger RNA, 1606 nt
Organism: Chara braunii
Lineage: Eukaryota; Viridiplantae; Streptophyta; Charophyceae; Charales; Characeae
Source: the annotation of a GenBank genome assembly